Messenger RNA from Chenopodium quinoa (quinoa), 923 nucleotides. Its product is annotated as AP-1 complex subunit sigma-2. NCBI's taxonomy places the organism in Eukaryota, Viridiplantae, Streptophyta, Magnoliopsida, Caryophyllales, Amaranthaceae. The coding region runs from base 155 to 640 and encodes 161 amino acids. Gene Ontology annotation, cellular component: intracellular membrane-bounded organelle; AP-1 adaptor complex; membrane coat. Gene Ontology annotation, biological process: vesicle-mediated transport; intracellular protein transport. Gene Ontology annotation, molecular function: clathrin-cargo adaptor activity. The transcript has 7 exons. The record is from RefSeq and is a predicted model, not a curated record.
AUUCAAACUUGACUCACUAAAAACUUUAGAACCCCAACCCAAUUGAAUUGAGAAAGAUCAGAUUUGUGACCCGACUGCACAUUUGCCACCUCCGAACACUUGCUUCUCUCUCCUCUUCUUCCUCGUUCAACCGCUGCUUCCAUCUUCUGGGAAAAUGAUUCAGUUCGUGGUUCUUAUUAAUCGACAAGGGAAAGUGAGGUUGACGAAAUGGUAUUCACCUUAUGCUCAGAAGGAACGAACAAAGAUUGUUCGCGAACUGAGUGGAUUGGUUCUCUCUCGGGGUCCAAAGCUCUGUAACUUUGUAGAUUGGAAAGGUUUAAAGGUUGUUUACAGAAGGUAUGCAAGUUUGUAUUUCUGCAUGUGCAUUGAUCAGAAUGACAACGAACUAGAAGUUCUUGAAAUUAUCCAUCACUUUGUUGAGAUUCUGGACCGCUAUUUUGGAAGUGUUUGUGAAUUGGAUUUGAUCUUCAACUUUCACAAGGCAUAUUAUAUACUUGACGAGAUUUUGAUUGCUGGAGAGUUGCAAGAAUCAAGCAAGAAAACAGUUGCCCGCCUGAUUGCCGCACAGGAUUCACUGGUCGAGGCUGCAAAAGAGCAAGAAAGUUCUAUCAGUAAUAUAAUUGCACAGGCCACAAAGUAGGCUGCUGUCACCCGCUGAGUUUCAUAUUCGAUUAUCACCUCUAUACCUGGCCAAGUUCUAGUGAAGUUGUAAUCAAUUUUUUUAUAAUGAAAAUAUCUCUUUAUUCUCCUUAUAGUGUAUUGUUGCAGUUUCCAAAAUUACUACAAUGUCUAGAUGGUUCUUGUUAUUAUUUUUGUAUCCAUUGUAUUUUGUUACUGUUUUAAAUGUUCUUAUACAGGUGUUUUGUCAUUGUAUUGUUACAUAUGCCUGCAAUAAUACUCUAUUAUACUGAGUUUUGUUGCAA